Messenger RNA from Elephantulus edwardii (Cape elephant shrew), 879 nucleotides. RefSeq names its product cyclin-dependent kinase 5 (gene CDK5). The transcript is spliced from 12 exons. NCBI's taxonomy places the organism in Eukaryota, Metazoa, Chordata, Mammalia, Macroscelidea, Macroscelididae. Gene Ontology annotation, cellular component: nucleus; cytoplasm. The coding region runs from base 1 to 879 and encodes 292 amino acids. The record is from RefSeq and is a predicted model, not a curated record. Gene Ontology annotation, biological process: protein phosphorylation; neuron apoptotic process; axonogenesis. Gene Ontology annotation, molecular function: ATP binding; cyclin-dependent protein serine/threonine kinase activity.
AUGCAGAAAUACGAGAAACUGGAGAAGAUUGGGGAAGGUACCUAUGGAACAGUGUUCAAGGCCAAAAACCGGGAGACUCAUGAGAUCGUGGCUCUGAAGCGGGUGAGACUGGAUGAUGAUGAUGAGGGAGUGCCGAGUUCAGCCCUUCGGGAAAUCUGCUUACUCAAAGAGUUGAAGCACAAGAACAUUGUCAGGCUCCAUGAUGUCCUGCAUAGUGACAAGAAGCUGACUUUGGUUUUUGAGUUCUGUGACCAGGAUCUGAAGAAGUAUUUUGACAGCUGUAAUGGUGACCUGGACCCUGAAAUUGUGAAGUCAUUCCUCUUCCAGCUGCUAAAAGGCCUGGGAUUCUGUCACAGCCGCAAUGUGCUGCACAGGGAUCUGAAGCCCCAGAACCUGCUCAUAAAUAGGAAUGGGGAGCUAAAAUUGGCUGAUUUUGGAUUAGCCCGGGCCUUUGGGAUCCCUGUUCGUUGUUACUCAGCUGAGGUGGUCACGCUGUGGUAUCGCCCACCGGAUGUCCUCUUUGGGGCCAAGCUGUACUCCACGUCCAUCGACAUGUGGUCAGCCGGCUGCAUCUUUGCAGAGCUGGCCAAUGCAGGGCGGCCCCUCUUCCCUGGCAAUGACGUAGACGACCAGCUGAAGAGGAUCUUCCGGCUGCUGGGGACGCCCACGGAGGAGCAGUGGCCCGCCAUGACCAAGCUGCCGGAUUAUAAGCCCUACCCUAUGUACCCAGCCACCACGUCCCUGGUGAACGUCGUGCCAAAGCUCAACGCCACAGGGAGGGACCUGCUGCAGAACCUCCUCAAGUGCAACCCUGUGCAGCGCAUCUCAGCAGAAGAAGCCCUGCAGCAUCCCUACUUCUCUGACUUCUGUCCACCUUAA